UUGACAUGUUUCUUUCCUUUAGCAUGAAUGGUGGUGUAUCAGAAGCCUUUGUGAUGAACAGUAAUUUAGUACCAAUACGUCAAAACUUUGCUAUCCGGAAGCCUUUUUCACAGUUUCUGAAAAGGAGGAAGGAAGACAGUUUGAAGCGAUCAGACUGUAAUUCUGAUAAUCCGAAUACCACAUCUCCCAUCGAUCGGGAAAUCGUUUUUGAUAUUAUCAUGACCACAAUCGAUAUGGACUGUUAGUUGCAUUUGCUUUAU
Messenger RNA from Blastocystis hominis, 260 nucleotides. RefSeq lists its product as hypothetical. The record is from RefSeq and is a predicted model, not a curated record. Bases 6 to 245 code for a protein of 79 amino acids. The transcript is spliced from 4 exons. NCBI's taxonomy places the organism in Eukaryota, Bigyra, Opalinata, Blastocystidae.